Messenger RNA from Necator americanus (New World hookworm), 1230 nucleotides. RefSeq lists its product as uncharacterized. The transcript has 12 exons. Bases 1 to 1230 code for a protein of 409 amino acids. The record is from RefSeq and is a predicted model, not a curated record. NCBI's taxonomy places the organism in Eukaryota, Metazoa, Nematoda, Chromadorea, Rhabditida, Ancylostomatidae.
AUGCUUCUACUUUUGCCUAGUGCUCUUACACUUCUGUUAGCUUCUGAAGAUCUCGUUUGUCAUCAAGUUUGUCAUCCAUUCCUAAGCGAAUUUUCGACGCCACGUUUCCGUACCACUGCGGAUCUUCAACAUAUUGAAUUGCCUGUAACGGAAGGGUGCCGAAGCAAUGUGCAAGCUAUGAAGGAAAUGAAGAUUGCCUCCUGUGGUCUUUUAGUACUCAAUACGAAGUCACCUCUGAUCAAAUCAUCUAUAUCGUCGCUGGUGAUCUACACGCGGCAAUAUUCAUUCGCUGGUACACUGAGUGACAAGUGCGUGCUACCAGCCGUGCCACAUCCGGUGGAGCAACACACUGUUCGCGACGCUAUUCGAGCUAACGCCAAAUCUACGCGUCUACGUCUUAUCGCGAAGAACGCUACACUUCUAGUUAUGGAUUGCGAGCUCCAUUUGAUUGUGACAGCAAUACAUCCACAUGCUACCGGUCACAAAUCACUAGAUCUCUAUGUACCAAUUGACAAUUCAAAGUCGCAGUAUCGAAGAUUAGUGUUCAGAAACAACUCGCUCACUGACAUAGUAGUUAAGCUGGUCGUUUCGAAGCCACAUGUUGUCGAACUGGCGAGGGAUCGUCUUCGACUUCUUCCGUCUGGUUCUCUCUUUAUUGAAAUCAAAAUCGACAGUGCUAGAAUUGGAACAUUUGAUUAUCAAUCGCCUAAAAUUUCCGGCUAUGCGAUGCCUGUUUACGCUCAUACAUUGCCUAAAAUUGCUAAGUGGUUGAACACGCCUGGUAUGGAGACCAAGAAACAGCUUGCCUUUGAACUGGAAGUCAAGUUUAAUAACAACGUUUUUUCUGCACGUGAUACUAUAAUCGAUCUUCCUGGUAGCGCAUGUCUAGUGGAAGCUGUUCCAAAAUCAAUUCCUCUCAUUAAAAAUGACUCGCCAGUUGAUACUGUAGACGUCGAUACGACUACGGCAGUGAUGCUCAACUCACAGGAAGAUGUAAUUAAGUUUGGUCGUGUAGAAGCAGAGAAAAACGAAAGUUGCUGGUUUACUGAAAUGCUCAGCUCGAAUUAUAAUCCCAUGAGCGGGAUUACAAACGAAGAGAGCAGGCGAGAUGUACCACCUAAAACAUUGUCUUCCGACUUCACCAACAGAGCAUCCUCAAUAACUGCUGUCGAGCGUCUCGGGAACUUUGUGAAUGUGGAGCAGGAUGCAACUCCUUGUGGAGGAAGCUAG